GCCAGGCGCUUGCCGACCUCCUCCAGUCCGGAGUGGCACCAUUAUGAAAGACUCAUCCUCCGCUAGGUCCGGAGCGGAGACAGCUGCUGGCCAAACUGUUUCACGGGCUGCGGGAUUUAACCCCACACAGGAUAUCCACAAUAGAUGGCUGAAAGCCCCGGAGGAGACUUGCCUGAGUCUGCGUGGUGAAGAGAAUGAAAUCUUGGAUAGAAAAUACUUUCACCAAGAGAGAAUGCACCUAUAUAAUUCCGAGCUCAAAAGACCCUCACAGAUGCCUUCCAGGAUGCCAGAUUUGCCAGCAGCUUGUGAGGUGCUGCUGCGGCCGCUUGGUCAGACAACAUGCUUGCUUUACAGCGAGUGUUGCUAUGAAGUACUCCGAUCUGAAACUAGGUGAAAAUUUCGUGGAUGAUUUAGAAGAAUGGUCUGUAGAAAAACACACAGAGGAGAGCCCAACAGACGCAUUUGGUGUUAUAAACUUUCAAGGCGGUUCACACUCCUACAGAGCCAAGUAUGUACGAUUGUCCUACGACUCCAAACCUGAAGCAAUUUUACAGCUGCUGCUUAAAGAAUGGCAAAUGGAAUUACCCAAACUUCUUAUUUCUGUGCAUGGGGGAAUGCAGAAAUUUGAGCUCCAUCCUCGCGUCAAACAAUUAAUUGGCAAGGGUCUAAUCAAAGCUGCAGUGACCACAGGAGCCUGGAUUGUUACUGGCGGCGUCAAUGCUGGUGUCGCGAAACAUGUUGGUGAUGCACUUAAAGAACACGCUUCAAGAUCUUCCAGAAAAAUUUGCACCAUUGGAAUAGCGCCAUGGGGAGUUAUUGAAAACCGAAACGACCUUGUUGGAAGAGAUGUUAUCGCUCCAUACCAAACGCUCCUCAAUCCCCUCAGCAAACUCAACGUCCUCAAUAACCUUCAUUCCCAUUUCAUACUGGUUGAUGAUGGAACUGUUGGAAAAUAUGGAGCUGAAGUGAGCUUAAGAAGAGAACUGGAAAAAACGAUAAACUUACAACGCAUCCACGCACGUAUUGGCCAAGGAGUCCCAGUCGUAGCACUUAUAUUUGAAGGAGGCCCUAAUGUCAUCCUGACCGUGCUGGAGUACCUCCAGGAGAGCCCACCCGUCCCCGUUGUUGUUUGUGAAGGAACUGGGAGAGCUGCUGAUAUCUUGGCUUAUGUGCAUAAGCAGACAGACGACGCAGGGGAGCUACCCGAUGGUGCCGACUCGGAGAUCAUUUCUACAAUCAAAAAGACCUUCAACUUCAGCCAGUCUGAAGCCGUUCAUCUUUUCCAGAAUGUGAUAGAGUGUAUGAAAAGCAAGGAACUUAUAACGGUAUUUCACAUUGGCUCGGACGAGCACCAGGACAUUGACGUUGCAAUUUUAACAGCCCUUCUUAAAGGCACAAAUGCUUCUGCACUGGACCAGUUGAUUCUAACCCUGGCAUGGGACAGAGUCGACAUUGCGAAAAACCAUGUUUUUGUCUACGGACAACAGUGGCUGGUUGGCUCUUUGGAACAAGCCAUGUUGGACGCCCUUGUGAUGGAUAGAGUCUCUUUUGUUAAACUUCUUAUAGAGAACGGAGUCAGCAUGCACAAAUUCCUCACGAUCCCCCGGCUGGAAGAACUGUAUAACACUGGCAAUCUUCCUCCAGGCUACAAAAUCACGCUCAUUGAUGUGGGCCUUGUCAUCGAGUGCCUGAUGGGAGGAACUUAUAGAUGCACUUAUACAAGGAAGCGCUUUCGGAUUAUUUACAACAAUCUGCCGGGUGGAAAUCGGAGAUCGGGAAGAAACACGUCAAGCAACACACCUCAAAUGCGAAAAAAUCACGAAUCCUUUGGAAAUCGGGCAGAUAAAAAGGAGAAAAUGCGCCACAACCACUUCAUCAAAACGGCGCAGCCUUAUAAACCAAAGCAAGAUGCAUCCGCAGAUGACGGGAGAAAGAAAAGGACCAAAGAUGAGAUUGUAGACAUUGAUGAUCCUGAAAUGAAACGCUUUCCUUACCCUUUCAAUGAGUUAUUGGUUUGGUCUGUGCUCAUGAAAAGACAGAAAAUGGCACUUUUCUUUUGGCAACACGGAGAAGAGUCCAUGGCAAAGGCACUCGUUGCAUGCAAGCUAUGUCGCUCCAUGGCCUAUGAAGCAAAACAAAGCGAUGUGGUGGAUGAGACAUCUGAAGAAUUUAAAGAACAUUCCAGCGAAUUUGGACAGCUGGCUGUAGAUCUACUUGAUCAGUCUUUCCGACAAGAUGAAACUAUGGCAAUGAAGCUUCUCACAUAUGAACUGAAAAACUGGAGCAAUUCUACCUGUCUAAAGCUUGCUGUAUCCUCGCGGCUUCGUGGUUUUGUGGCCCAUACCUGCACCCAGAUGCUGCUAUCUGAUAUGUGGAUGGGAAGGUUAAACAUGAGGAAGAAUUCCUGGUAUAAGGUCAUCUUGAGUAUUUUAGUUCCUCCUGCCAUCCUGAUGCUUGAAUAUAAAACCAAGGCAGAAAUGUCCCACAUACCCCAGUCUCAAGAUGCACACCAGAUGUCCAUGGAGGACAGCGAGAACAACUUUCAGCAUGUUUCCGAAAACAUUCCUAUGAACCAGUUCAACGAAGUUCGUGUUUUCGAUACCACCAUUGCCAAGCAUGAAAUCGAGACUCAGGCUAAACCUCGGAAACUUCCAAUAACACAGAAAUUUUAUGCUUUCUACCAUGCUCCCAUUGUGAAAUUUUGGUUUAACACGCUGGCAUACUUGGGAUUUCUCAUGCUUUUCACGUUUGUGGUUCUUGUGAAGAUGGAUCCCUUGCCCUCUGUUCAGGAAUGGAUUGUGAUUGCAUACAUCUUUACCUCUGCAAUUGAGAAAGUUCGGGAGAUCUUUAUGUCAGAAGCUGGAAAAAUUAAUCAAAAGGUCAAGGUUUGGUUUGGAGACUACUUUAACAUCACAGACACGAUUGCAAUCAUCACUUUCUUCGUUGGCUUUGGACUGAGGCUGGGAGCUUAUAGGAGUUCUUCAGAGAUACCGUAUGAUCCAAACGCUGAGGAUGUUCACUAUUCAGCAUAUAUCCAAGUAGCUGGAAGGUUAACAUACUGUCUGAAUAUCAUUUUUUGGUAUGUCAGACUGCUGGAUUUUUUGGCUGUUAAUCAGCAAGCAGGACCCUAUGUGAUGAUGAUUGGAAAAAUGGUGGCAAACAUGUUUUAUAUUGUUGUUAUUAUGGCUGUUGUGCUGCUGAGUUUUGGUGUUCCAAGACAAGCCAUUCUCUAUCCUACCCAAGAACCAUCCUGGACUCUAGCCAAAAAUAUUGUGUUCCAGCCAUACUGGAUGAUCUUCGGUGAAGUGUAUGCCUAUGAGAUUGAUGUCUGUGCUAACAACUCUGAAGAAAUACCAGAUCUGUGUGGCAUUGGGACGUGGCUGACCCCAUUUCUUCAAGCCGUCUACCUCUUUGUACAGUAUAUCAUCAUGGUUAAUCUACUCAUUGCCUUUUUCAACAAUGUAUACUUCCAGGUAAAGGCUAUUUCAAACAUUGUGUGGAAGUACCAGCGAUACCAUUUCAUUAUGGCUUACCACGAAAAACCCGUCCUCCCUCCUCCUUUAAUCAUUCUGAGUCACUUGUCCUCCCUUUUCUGUUGUGUGUGCAAAAGAAGAAAAAAAGACAAGCAUUCACAUGGACCAAAGUUAUUCUUAACGGAGGAAGACCAAAAGAAGCUUCACGAUUUUGAAGAGCAGUGUGUUGAGAAAUAUUUCAAUGAAAAAGAUGACAAAUUUCAUUUGGGAAGUGAGGAGAGAAUCCGUGUUACGUCUGAAAGGGUGGAACAGAUGUGUGUUCAGAUUAAAGAAGUUGGGGAUCGAGUGAACUAUAUCAAGCGGUCCUUACACUCUUUGGACUCUCAGAUCGGGCACCUACAGGACUUGUCUGCUCUCACGGUGGAUACCUUAAAAACUCUAACGGCACAGAAGGCGUCGGAGGCUAGCAAAGUUCACAAUGAAAUAACCCGGGAGCUAAGCAUUUCAAAACAUCUGGGGCAAAACCUGGUCGACGAUGCCCCUAUCCGCUCUUCCAUGAGGAAAAAACAGAGUGUUGGGAAUUUCUUUGGCUCUUCGUUUCCACAAGGGAGUCCAGAGGCCAACAGCAAUUUUAUAUUCAACAUUUCCCUGCGAGAUGAAAGGAAUGCCCAUAGCAAGAAAAUAUGUGAGGAUUUGUCUUUUCCACCUCACAAAGAGACAUUACAUAUUUCAGAGGCUGGUCCUUCUGGAUGUGCCUUAAUUUCCACUGCUGACUGUCGCCGAGACUUGAGGAAGGACGCACAGGGCUCUGAAUCGCUUACUGGCGAUCAGAAAUCGACAACUAGCGUUCCAAGCUGCGCUUCCCCGGCGGCUACGUUUUUUGUAAGCACGCCGACCCAGCCUAGUAAAAGUCAGCUGGAAUUUGCAUCAAAACUUGACAAAUCUAUUCAUCGGAGAGCGUCAAAAGAAGCUGAAAAUAUAGUAGAAUUCGGAGCGUUUGUGGGUCACAGAGACAGCGUAAUGUUACCGAAAGGAAAGGAACUGGAAGCUCAGAACAAGGAAGAGUUUGAUACAGUUCCCCAUCCAAGCUUAAAGCAAGUGAGGUCGUGUACGGGGUUUAUGGAGAUUAAUAUGAAUAAACUCUCUCAGUCUCUGCGCCUAGACCAAUUGCACCCCAGCAGUAGGAGGGCAUCGCUCACUGUGGACUCAAAUGUGGAAGACUCCAAAGAAGCUUUUUUGACGGAUUGGCUGCAAACACACUCCUCAAACAAACCAAAACCUUCUGAGGAGGAUGCUUUGAAUGGUAAGUGUUAUAUGAACAAAGAUUCCUGA
Molecule: messenger RNA, 4805 nt
Organism: Spea bombifrons (plains spadefoot toad)
Lineage: Eukaryota; Metazoa; Chordata; Amphibia; Anura; Pelobatidae
Gene: TRPM7
Product: transient receptor potential cation channel subfamily M member 7
Exons: 30
Coding region: 195-4805 (1536 amino acids)
Biological process (GO): calcium ion transport; protein tetramerization; monoatomic cation homeostasis
Cellular component (GO): membrane
Molecular function (GO): calcium channel activity
Source: RefSeq, a predicted model, not a curated record